This is a messenger RNA of Stegastes partitus (bicolor damselfish), 603 nucleotides long. Its product is annotated as phospholipid transfer protein-like. NCBI's taxonomy places the organism in Eukaryota, Metazoa, Chordata, Actinopteri, Pomacentridae. The record is from RefSeq and is a predicted model, not a curated record. The annotation marks the transcript as partial. Gene Ontology annotation, molecular function: lipid binding; phosphatidylethanolamine transfer activity; ceramide transfer activity. Gene Ontology annotation, biological process: phospholipid transport; ceramide transport; high-density lipoprotein particle remodeling. The transcript has 6 exons.
UUCAGCUGCUGGAGACAUCGACCAGGUUUGUGUCUCAGGAUGACCUCCAGCGUGUUCUCCGUCUUCUUCCUCCUCGCCUCUCUGGUUUUCUGCGUCUCGGCGGUCGAUCCUGCCGGCGUUAAAAUCAGAAUCACCAACCAGGCGCUGGACAUGUUGAACCUCCAGGCUCAGGCUAUUAUCCAGGAGCGGCUGCUCAACAGACCCUUUGAAACCUUACAGUAUGGACCCUGCAGCAUCAACGCGUUGACGUUUACUCAGAUGAACAUCCAACAGGCCACCCUUCGUUUCCAGCAGGACUCUGGUUUCCGGUUUGAGAUCCAAAACUUUGGCGUCAGAAUCAACUUCAAUCAGCAGAUCAAUGCGUGGUUGUUUCAGCACACUGCAGCUUCUCAGUUUGAAGUUGGAGGUGUCGCAGCCAACAUAGAAGUGAGUCUGAGCCGAAACGCACAAGGACGUCUGAGUGUCGCCAUGCCACAGUGCACGGCCACAGCCGACCGGAUAGCACUGAUGAACGGCGGCAUCUCAGGAACCGUGCUGACCGGGCUGCUAGACUGUCUGCGUCGUUUUUUCAAUCUCCUGGUUAGUCUUAUCCGUCUUUUCUGU